Messenger RNA from Talaromyces proteolyticus, 477 nucleotides. RefSeq lists its product as uncharacterized. NCBI's taxonomy places the organism in Eukaryota, Fungi, Ascomycota, Eurotiomycetes, Eurotiales, Trichocomaceae. The coding region runs from base 1 to 477 and encodes 158 amino acids. The record is from RefSeq and is a predicted model, not a curated record. The transcript is spliced from 2 exons.
AUGGCAGACCUGGUUACUGAACUUCUCGUCACUGUCAGUGUCACAGAAUCUAAUGCGAAUAUAUGGCAUAUCAACUUCCUUCAUCGAGGUAGUCGAACGCGCGUCGAAAUGGACCAACUAGGAAAUACUGGUAAUUGGAAAUUACAGUUUUCUACAAUGGACGGCAUCGAAGGCACUCAUCAACAUUCCUGGAAGCUUCAAGUCUGCGGUAAACCUACGCUGUCCAGUUUUGACAGCAUUCUUCACGCUUGUGGAAGAACCGAGUAUCAGCCACCGGAAGAUAGUUCCGAUUGCCGUUUUUGGAUAUACAAUAUUCUGUAUGAUUUUGGCACGGAGGGGUUGAUUGAUCGAUUCGCUGCGGUGAAAAUGUGGUCCCAUCUUUGCAAAGAUUAUGGCAAACAAGGUUCUGCUAUAGAGAGGCUCGCUAAAGGCACAUUUACCUGCGUUCCUACUACACAAGGGGGGCUAUGCAUGUGA